This is a messenger RNA of Spirometra erinaceieuropaei, 15006 nucleotides long. Lineage: Eukaryota; Metazoa; Platyhelminthes; Cestoda; Diphyllobothriidea; Diphyllobothriidae. The record is from the annotation of a GenBank genome assembly.
AUGUUCGGUCUACCAUGGAUCCAUGGUGCCUUACCCCAUUCCCCGAUGCACGUUCGGGCGCUGGCCGAUAUGGAGGAGAGGAUAGAUAUUGGUCAUCACGUACAACAGACGUAAGUCUUCCCUUGUUGCGACUAAGCAGUGUGGGCUUGUACAGCAUGUGAGCUACAAUUUUCAGGUCAAAUCCCAAGUGGUAAGGCGAAGACAGCGUUUACAAGAAUGAGGGGUUUAUCGUAUACAGAAUUCAGGGUUGUCCUCUCAGGCGGCAGUUGCCACUGGCGAAGCCAUGGUUGGUGUUGACUGCGUCCAGUCAUUCCCUUAGAGUCAUUGGGACAGUCGUGGCAGCCGCAUUUGUAGGCUCGUGGGUCAAGCUCAACUGGUCUCCAAUUGGUGUGCGUUGCAUUUCCCGAGGGGUGGUGUCCCAGUGGCUUGUUUUGCUGGUUGCAGGGGGGGGGGCGCGUUCAAGUGGCCACAUGGGCAGCUGCGGCUGUGCGGACGCAGGUAUGCCCGAGCUGUCGGUCGUGUGACUUCAGGUCAGCGCGUCUGGAACGGCUCACUGCAAAGGGGUGAAUGAUUUCGAGGCAGCGAGGUUUUGAACAAGGACGCCAGACUGGUCAUGAUGGCUGCCCGGUAGACCCUCAUUCCUUUUAUUCCUCUUAACGUGCGUUCUCCUUCGAACAGUUCUAAACAGCCACCUGACAGGAUUUUAGACGUCGAGCUGCGUGUGUUCGAUAUUGCAAGGAAAUCGGCCACUGACAGUUCCAUAACGCUAACUGCGAUUGUCGAUAGUGGUGACCCAUAGUCUAGUGGUUGAGCAUUAAAUUUGACGUUCGAUAAACAAACAACUCAGGCCAGAACUUCGAAGCAUUUGGACGUGAUGUUGGAGUCUAGUCACCUCGUUCUUCCUUGUCUGUUUUGCGAUUUCGUCGGAAUUUAUGUCUGGUCGCUAUGCGACAGUCUGCGACGGAUCUAGAUUGAGUUCAAUGACACUAUUGGAUUAGCAUAUUUCACAGUAUAGCAUGAUAGAUGAACACCCUUCUCUCUCUCAUUUAUACAUAUGUACUAAAGAAGAUGGUAAGGCGAGCUCUGGGAUUGAUUAUUUAUUCGUUUGACGUUUCAAACUCAUACUCGAACGCAUCCUAUAUAUAUAUAUAUAGUUACAUCUGAUGUUUUGUAGAGUGAUACGUGUCCGUGAGACACGGGUAACCUCCAUUGUUUCCCACAUCGGUAUUGGACUAUCCAUUUUCUUACUUCCCCGGCCACUCACCUAUAUACCUCGGCCAGUGCUCAAUGGACUAUUUGUCUACAUGGCGAUUACUUCCAUACGCGACAACCAGCUCUGGGAGCGAUUCCAACUCCUCUUUAUCGAACAGGUAAGUCAGACACAUAUUGUUUCAUACUAUGCCGUCCAUAUAUUCAGUAUUUAGAAGUCUACGCUUGCAUUAAACGGUUUUUUAAAUCUGUUUAAACAGUUCCGUUGGAAGUUGGCAAUUUAGGUAUAUACAUGGAUAACGUGAUCGCCUGAAGAUGGCUUUCCUGUUUUUCUGUUUCAUGUAUGCAUGAAAGCUAACCAGUCUACCAAUCUGCAAAGCAACAUAACUGUUUAUAUCCACGAGCAAAAUAGUUGCUUUUCCAUAUUUAUGUAUAUAGGCAGACUAACAUUACCGAAAAAGAUAUGGGUGGCUGGAAUGGCCAUUUCUGACUUACUGGCCGUCCCCAGCCAGUCAUACCCAACUGAGAGGUGUGGAACACCUGGGGAAUAAACUCGCGACCUCUUAGUUAGAAGUCCAACUCCUAUAACCACUGAGCCACGGGCUCGUAGUUCUGUCGGUUUCGAUCGGGAAUAUAAAAUUGCGAAGGGGUGCUCACUGAUCGUUCUUACGGAACCCACUCGCUCCUUCGUGCCUAACGGGCCCACUCCAGAGCCUAACGAGCAGCCGCACAGCGCCCCUUCACCAUUUUAUGUACAUAUAUGGCCAAUGCAUUGGAUCGUACUUCAGACAUAGGUACUAACUAAUAGCUCAGACACGUGUUUUGCCGAAAUCUUGCCACCGAGUGACACAUCUGCGAGGGUUUCGGCUUCCCUGUGGGUCCUCCAACGUUUUCUAUGCGGUUUCUGGUGUAUAUAUACUACAUAUGUAAAUUAUGGUAGAAAGUGGUAACCGGUUACGCUACGGGACCUGCUUGCCUCGUCGCACUUUGGAGUUCGACUUAGAGCGCCGCUGACAGUUGCACGGCAACUAGAAAUAUAGGCAAAAGGAAAUUACCGACAAAAACAUUGGCGGCCGGAACGACCGUUUCUGACUUGCCGGUCAUUAUCAGUCGGCCACACCCAACCGCGGACUUUGAGCGCCCUUCUGACUGCUAUUACAACGCUCUAAACACUGAGCCACUUCUACCACUUAUAUUUCUAGGUGCCGCGCGACUACCUGCGUAGCUCUGGAUCGAACUCCAAAGCACAACAGUGCUACCAGCUCCGAUAAAACGAUCGGUGAGGGGUCUCCACUAAAGUUAACAUGCCCAAUCGCGACCGGCCAGUGAACGAGCUCGCUACUUGCUGGUUAGAGCGUUAGAAGAAUAACCAAGAGAGCGCCCUUAGGCAUGCUUCAAAUAUGCCAAUCGACUAACUUCCCAAAGAACUCUAAAAAUCAUUACUUGCGCCCGUUUGGAUUGGCUGCCUUCUCUUAAAAAUUUUCCGUGGGCAUUUUGCAUACAACCUCCAACUCAACAUGCCGACUGUUUCAUGCGCUAUCAGGAUAUAGAACUUUAAGGUAUUUGCCAUCUUUCUUAGAUGACCAGACGCCAACGAUGCUAUUCUUGCCCCAGCCAAGGAUAUGCACGGCCUCUCGGGUGCUUGUCGCUCUAUUCCUAAUUUAUGCUUAUGACAAUAAUAACAAGGCCGACAAUCCGCAGAAUAGAAGCCCGAUUGAGCUGCUUUAUCUGCUUCGGGAAUGUUGGCGUUAAAAAUGAAAUAGAUUACCCGAAAAAGAAACCGAAAAUCGUAUGAGGCACCUAAUUAUGUUCGACUGGAUUCUAGAACAGGACACUCGCAACAAAUUCGUUGGACAACAUUUGGACAGCAACGCUGCCCCCAAAGGAAUCAGUGCUUCUUCCGUCCGAAUUAUAAAACUUCGGAGGUACAACGGGGACUGGAGAUUUAGGAAAUUGAUUAACUUUCCAGUGAUUCAACACGCGGAGGCUGUAACUACAUCGUCGUUUGACCCAUUUCUGGAGUUAAUUGUUCACUGGCUAGGAGAAGUCUGCCUAACUUGUGUCUCACAGAAGUUUCAAUAUCUAAAAUUAUAGUCUUAAAGGUAGCCGGUUUUUCCUGACUUUAAUAGUAAAUCUGGGCAAUUAAAAUCGAUAUUGUAAAAUUCCCGGUAGAUUUCAAUUAGCCCAGCACUUUGACAUCCCUAGAGUGACAGCUGCAGAGCGCGGCCGAGCCUGCACCUCGGCGAUCCACUCCACAACCCCUUGUUCACAGAACACUUCACCAGCGCCAAGACCAGUCAGGAAGAUAAUAGGGCGUAUUAUUUGAUAGCGGACUUUUUCAGGAAAUUCUACGAUCCUGGUAAGGUAUGCGGACCAGAUCGAUGGGCAUUACUCUAGCUGUGACAAAACGCUUCCUACAAAAGAGAAUGAAAACCCUGCACGGUGAGAGCCUGUGAUCGUCUUCGGUGGAUGCAUAAGCCCUUGCCCGUCCUUAUUGCCGUCCGCGGAAAUUGUUUGCUGAUGCUGAAAUCCCGAGGUCGACAGCAGGGACGGCGUUGGGAAGCACUUAUUCGUUGGAAGCCGUACAUAGUUUGAGUGAUGGUCUGGCGUGUAUCCACUAAAUACGGAAAUGUAUUUACGUGCAUUUACGGCGUAAUCACAGCCAUGUAUCCAGGAAGGUAUUUUGGUGAGACCUUAUUUCGUGGUCGCACCUGUUAGGAGUUAGGGUUAAGGUUCGGGGCUAGGCGUUAUGCGUUAGAGUUUGGAUUAGGGGCUAGAUUUAGGGAUUAGGGUUAGGGGUUGGGUUUGAGGAUUAGUGUUGAACCCCCUAUUAUCACCGGUCCCAUAUGACAGGCGGCUGGUGCUUGUUUACUCCAGGCGCGACUGCGAAAUAAGAUCCGACUGUUAUUUAUCUGGCGUCAUCCAAAUUGGGCGAAUGUUUGUUUUUUCCCGAACAACGAGCAUAAUUUCAUUCGCCAGAGGGAGGAAAUUGUUUUGAUUAUUUUAUCUACGUCGUUUAUGCAGGGCAGCAUUAUUCGCCGUCUUCAGGCAUACCAUUGUGGGAAGUCAUUUUGAUUGGACAUUUCAGAAAUAUAGGUUUAUUCCCGAGAAAGCGAUUUUGUCAAGUCCAGGAAAAAUGGCAUCUAAAUUUCGCGGUUGCCGGGCCUCCUGUUAUAUAGGCUCAAGAGAUUAUUGAGCCAUUACUACUCUUGGCAAAUUUAUGUUGAAUGGGAGUUAAGGCAUUUCCAUAGUCCAUAAAAAAACAGAUAAGACCACGUAAGACGCAUUUUAUUGUUUUUCACAGGACAGUUUGAUCGUCGUGGUCAAAGAUAUUCACCGUGUUCACCAAAGCAAGGGGAAGCAGGCACGGUGACUAGCGCGUAAAUUAGUUUAUAGGGAAUGUAGACUUGCGCUGGAUCUACCAUACUCUACCCCUCCCCCACCUGGACCCGGUGUCAAGAAGACCGGGGACGGAAGAUGAAUGAGGUGGUUAGCGCGACUUAGCCUGCACCUAGACGUGCCGCUCCACAUCCUCUGGCCCACAACACACAUUUGCCCAGGAUUUUAGCCAACAACAGCAAAACCACAACGGGUCAGAAAGACGAGAAUGACUGCACAACCUUGCCCACGACCUGUUUACCCGACGGGAGCGCAACCACAUCUACCAGCAUUUGCAUCCCUCCACAACAUCACGAACGUUCGACCGUCUUGUUCGACGAUGUCAAAUGUGUGCCCCACAACAGGAAGUGGGAGCAGGGACGGUGACUUGCGCAGGGGUUUAAAGUGCCGGCAGACUUGCGCUGUAUUUACCUACACUCUCUCCUCCUCCCUCGCCUAAGCCCAGUGUCAAGACAGAGUCAAGAAGACCGGAGAUGAGGGAGGCCGCAGGUGGAUGGCUUGGACGGGUUCGCGCCUUGGCGCUCCACUCCGCACCACCUGGUCCGCACAGCAAAUGACCAGGAUUUUGGAGGUCGUGGCAGUGGUCCCAGUUUGUGCGACGACUGCCCACAACAGGGCCUGUCAGCGCACCCCCUAGAUGUUGACAUUUGUUACUGCGAAAAGAUAACGGCUGCCAGAAUCCGAUGUGGGCCCCGUGUUGGUCCAGCGCAUCUAACACGUGGCCCGUUUGGGGGGCACACAACAACACCACAAACACACCAACACAUACCUCUUCAGGAGAGUCAGAUAAUGACUGAGACCGGGCUAUUCCUGCCGUGGUGUGGCGUUACUGCCUGUGGUGCCCAAAGCCAGCGUUGAGACGGUAACGCCAUAAGGAACGUACUGAAGGCUUUUGGAGCGCAGAGCAGGAUGUCUGAUAGAGGGCCGUUUUGUGCGUAGAAGCGAAAAACACUCACUACUACGCCUGCAGUUGAAUCGGUUGUCUUUUCCAUGCCCGGGACCAUGACAGAAUCAGGGGAGGUAGCGCGCCCUCCGCUUCCCGAAAAAACAAAAACUGAAGGCAGAUUAUUCCGUCAGUUCACCGGCGGCCUUCAUGUCUUCCCUACUUUAGUGCAAGAAUAGGCCUUUUUUCGCUGUUUUUUUCACAUGUAGAUUGUAGGGAGGCGCUUUUGAUAAGCCGAUUUUUCUAAUGGGUGCGGCUCAGUAAUUAUUAGACCGCAGAUAAUGUUCCUUGCUUUUUACUUACGUGGAGCAUUUUCUAGGGUCACAUGUCCUCAAACAUUAUGCUAAAGAUUACCUCCAUCAUGAAUAGGACGUUUAAUUCUGAGUCCAACUUACGGGCGAUAGGGAAGACGUUCUCGACAAAUUUCCAAGUCUGACAAGCGAAGCCGUGAGUACUCAGUAGGCGGAGCGAACCCUGCAAGUCUGAAGGUCGGCGAUGAGAAUCCGUUUCGCAACAACACCCUUUCGACUGCACUUGCACUCCUCACUCCAUUCAGCCUUCCGUAUCAACUGUUUCUAGUUUUUUUACUGUAGGAAUAAUGCUACUCGGUAAGGAAGAUGAGGCUUGAACGAAUGCGAGCUAGAUCCACUCAUUUGCCGUUAGGUGUCCGUGAAGUGUGGUCGCAUCGCUGAGUCAGACCUAAGCCCGGAUGCUUAUUUUGCAUUUGACAGUUUGUCCGAAUUUCAUGUGGUCCGGUUGAUAGCACCUAACCCGCAUGCAUGAACACCACACUGUGUUAAGUUUGUUAACUGUCCUGUAGCCAAAAGGACGAACGAAGUCAAUGCUGCACAACUUAUCCCGCGCCUUUGCCGAGUGUGGUGACCGAACUAUAGUAGCUGACGUAUCUCGUUAAAUAUAGAAUGAGAUUCUGAAAUAUCCUCUCGGUUAGAAAGAAUUACUUGGGUGGGAUUGCAGUACUGAUUAUCAUACAGCAUGGUCCAAAUAUAUUCAAAGUACACCAGAGUUCAGGCCUUUUAUCGCGCGUCUUUCUGGGUGUCGGCAUAAAGCACGCUCGAUAAAAUGUCUAAUUAAGCGGUAUUACGUUUUCCCCCUGAUUUUCGACGCUUUUAUGAAUCCAAAUAUAUUUUAUGCUGAGCGUGAACCUCAAUAUUCUUUGUACACAUUUUUUCGAGCAAAGUGACUUAUGUAACUACAGUAGUUGACAUAUAUCAUGAAAUUUAAAAUGACAUUCAGCAAUAUUCUGUCGAUUAGAAGGGAUUUUUUGAGUAGCAUUGCAAUACUAAUUAUCUCGCCCCAUGGUCCAAAAUAUUUAAAUCACGCCGGGGUUCAGACCCUUAAUCAAACGUCUUUGUGGCAACCUGCACAUACGAACAAAUGCCUUAUAGGUGAUAUUACGCUGUUCCUUUAAUGUUCAGUGCUUUUAUCAAUCCAAACACACUUUAUAGAGACCGUAAACAAAAAUGUCUUUUUGUACUGAUUUUUUAAUAAACGAAGAAUUCACAUUUUAGUCCAGAGGAGGUUUGUAGACUUGGGAUUCUUAUAACUAUAAAAUCAAAUUUGGAAUAGGUUUGGAUGAUAUCAAGAUUUACCGUUUCCUGCGUGGUAUGUCAAUUGGGACCUUCCGCAUAUCUAAACCAUUCUUAAAUUCCAACUGUCAUUAGUGAUUUACAACAAGGUCAGCUAAAUAUGUCCUUAAACAUUGACAGUAGUGCGGUCCUUAAAGCUUCCGGUGAUUUUUGGCUAAAGACUGCCCCAGUAAUCCCACUUAAAUGGCAGUAUCCUGUCGUUUUAACCGUCAGAGGUCGCUUUGGGCAGUUACCAGGGCAGGUUUAGAGUACUCUCAACUGCAGAGGACUUACUUCGCUUUUGAUUGACUGUCUGUAUUUUUUUGCUCCAACUCUCAGCGUCCGUACAUAAUUAUCAGUGACAGUAAUCAAGACAUCGGACAGGAGAAGAAAUGAGAAUUUGUCUAAUGUACCAGGAACAAGCUGGAGAGUAAAGACAGCAGUCUUUAUAGAUAUGCUUAUGAAAUAAGCAUACACAGUAGGCAGGCUAACUCAUGAAUUGUCAACCGAAAUUCCGAAACGCGUUUUCGUUUCGAAAAGAUUAAUUUAAUAGGGUUUCAAAAAAAGUCAGCCGGCAACAUAAUUCUAUAAUAUUUCAGUUACCACCGGAUUCUGGCUUUCGAAUGAACUCUCUUCCGGCUGCGUGCAGAAAAUACACUCUGCAAAAAAUGACUACAUAAAUAGCAUGAAUUUCUCUCCCAAAUAUCCGAUUAUAUUUCAUGGAAAACAUGCAUACAAAUAUUCAUUCUUUUGCUCAUGCGGUAGAUAAUUACUUCUUCUAUUAAUUUUAUGCUCAAAGGAGGAACAUAGUUUCGUUUUAAAAAGGUUUUCCAAUUCCCAAAUAAUUUUAAACCCGCUCUAUCGUUGCACGUAGAUUCAGGGUUUCCAAACUACGAGCUGUCUAUUUUUCGCCUACGGAAAACCAAACAUUUCUCUACGAUAAUAGAGGGGACCAUAUAGGUUCAUAAAAUUAAGCAGUUGACUUGAUCCAUAUUGUUAACUUUACAAGCCACAUUGGUAAGUGCUCAGAUGUGGCAAUUUAUGAACGGCCACUCCACGGUAUUUAAAAGACCUACGAUUAGAACCGCUUUUUAAAAUCGACUUCUAUCCUUUUUUGAGUAUAAAAUUAGGCGACGUAAUUAGCCACCGAAUGAGCGAAAGAGCGAUUUUUUAUGCAUGUUUUCCAUGGAAUAUAAUUCGGCAUUUUGAGGCUACGCUAAAAUUCAUGCUACUUAAGUAGUCAUUUUUAUAGAGUGUAUUUUUUGCAUGCUGCCGAAACGAAGUUCAAUCGAGAGCCGGCAUCCUGAGGUAACUAAUAUAUUAUAUAAUUAUGCUACAUUAUGAUUAGUUUCACAACCCUAUUAAGUUAAUCUUUCCGAAACGAAAACUCUUUUCGGAAUUUUGGCUGUCAUUUCAUUAGUUAGCCCACCUACUGUAGAAAAUUCUUGGAACGAAUUUAUAAUAAAUUUAAAAGAAAAAUAGGAGGAACAGCUUUCUGCACUCGUUUCCAGAGUUUGUUUCUGUUGUCUUUCAUGUAAAUGAUAAUGAUUUUGUUGCUGACUCUUAGGUCAGAAAGUAGGUUUCCAUGUGGCGUUGGAGCGAAACGGUGAUUUAGGAGUAACAUGAGCAGGAUAAAUGUUUUGUGACACGUCAGCCAGCGCGAAUUAUGAAAUCUUCCGCGAGGUUGGGUUCUGCAACCCCACCUGAUUGAUACCGUGUGGUUAGCUUACUAAAACAAUAUUAGUUAGCACACCUAACUUUGCCACCCUCUUGAUUAUGAAGGGAAAGCGGGCGCAUGCAGAGCUCAAAGCACACGCAGCGAAUCGAGUGAAGUUGGCGUGUAAACACUCUCCCUCCCCCCCCAGACACAGUCCCUCGCUGGAUGUGGAGGAUAAGGUGGGCGUAAUCACAACUGGGAAGGCCCACGGAGGGUAUCGCGUUUUAAUUCGCAGUGCAUGGCUACUGAAGUGGAACAGAAGGAUUUCCAUAGCGUCGGAACAAUUCCAUUAGCAAAUCUUCUUGGCUAAUCAUCGGAUUAGGAUAAUAAAGAGAACGCAAACAGGGCUAGAAACACGCGCAGGGAAGCAAGUGCGAACUGAUACCCGAAGUAGCUGAGGCUGGCGUAUGAACACGCCUCCCCCGUGGCACAGUCAAUCGUUGGAUUAAAAUGGCGGGGAAGAUGAAAAUACGUGAUGUGUGUAAGGUCAGAUUACCCACAUUAACCAAUUUUUUUUUUAUAAAUCUUACUAUAUGGUAUCACUCAGGUGGGGCUGCAGGACCAAACUUUGCCGAAAAAUGUUUGCCCUUUUUUUCGGGCUUAUAACUGAUACAAUUUGGGAGAGGAGGACCGAGUGAAGGCGGGCCUAAAGUGAUUUCCCCACGUCCUUCAUCUCCCAGGUCACGCGGAAUCCGCUGCGGCGAACGAGCAUCUCGUACGUAUAAAGAUCGGCGUGUCUGCGGUCCGCGUAGAAGUGGGCCCAGUCGUGCCAGUCGCUGUACUCACAUCCACUCCCAUUCCUGUCGACACCGUCUUGUCGUUGACAACUAAUGCGUGCAGGAGGAUAUAAUGGCCUAGAAGCUCGCCAACUCGCCACAGUCUGUCGUGGUAAUUGACUGCGGCGAUCAGUAGGAGGUGGAUGAAGAAGAUUAUAAUGAUGAUGAUGAUGGUGGUGGUGGUGAUGAUGAUGAUGAUGAUGAUGAUGAUGAUGAUGAUGAUGAUGAUGAUGAUGAUGAUGAUGAUGAUGAUGAUGAUGAUGAUGAUGAUGAUGAUGAUGAUGAUGAUGAUGAUGAUGAUGAUGAUGAUGAUGAUGAUGAUGAUGAUUAUGAUGAUGAUGAUGAUUGUAGUGGUGAUGAGGGAUGAGGUGGAAGAUGAAGGAAGGAAGAAGAUGACGUUCCUGAAUCAGCGAUUUGGCCGUUCUAGAGUUAAGAGUAGGAUACUGCCUACCACGGAUUGCAGAAAUGUCAGCCGCUGAAGGUCGCCAACCGCUCUACCGCCUCCUUAAACAGAGUGCCAAGUAAAAGGGACUACUUAAAUGAGGCUGCAACACUGAUGCGAUGGGAGUAUCAUAUUGACUUAUAUCAGAAUCUGUGGUAUACAGUCUUCCAGUCUACUGCAAUUCAAGGUAUUUUUGCCCCCGGUUACCCAUAUUUUCGUAAAUAUGGCGCAUUUUUGCAAAACUAAUUUAGACAAAAAACGUUUGCAUCUGGUUCCGUGCAAAUAUUUAGGCCUCUAAAGCCUCGUGGUUUCAUUUUAUAAUCGUCUGGGACGGUUUCGUCAAUGAAUAUAUACCUAGGUUAAACGCGAUUUAUUUCAAUGUAUAGAUGCUUCUGAGUUCUUUAUUUCGUAACAGGAUGAGGAGAAAUGUUAAGAUGUACCGUUAAGCUAUAGGAUCAUCCAAAUUCUGGUUUCGUCCAAGAAAACUGAAAGUCCUAUGCGAUGACAAGGGCAUUCUGAUUGCAGCACCUAACACGGAUAAUCCUGUUUCGAUCUAGAACUCCACUCCAUAACCGGAGAACGCAGACAUGAACAAAACCAAAGAUAUGGCACUCUCUACAGUACAUGAAUGACUUUUCAGAAGCAACCAAGCGCACUGCUGCUAAAUUAGGUUUUUAAAAUUGCACACUGACUUAAAACCACUUUGCGCAGAAAAAUCAUGAAAAUUAAUGAUGUAUCUCGAGUUUAACUUCGUAGUCAUCAUGAUAAUCGCCCGCGCCGGAAACGAGGCAAGCCGAGGGUUGAUUGAAACGUUGGCCCGAGAAGAUAACUCCGUCGAUCGAUCUAUUGAUCUGCCGUCGGCGUACAGGGCCGUACGCAGUCACUUCCAACCCUGAGUCAUUGAUCGAUGAUUGGCUUGUACCUCCUGUAAUUGCAAUCGUUCUCUGGCGCUGAACUCCUGCACGAGUUGGAAAGCUGUGAAAAAUAUGCAAUUUUUUUCCCCGGUGCCCGACCAGUUCUCUUUACGUGUACAUACACUCGGGACUCGAACUUUCGUCUCCAUAUGGAUACUUCCGUUUUGGCCCAGAACCCUCCCAGGCGGACACAUAGCCAACUGACAACUGAUGACUAUAAUUAACCUAGAAAUAGCAAUUCUUGUCCUCCUUAUUUUGUGAGAAAAUUGUCUUUACAUGACGGUGGACCAGGUUUCGAAGACACUUUAUUACAAAAUUAAGCUAGCUUUCACUUUCAGAUAUAAAAUCUGACGAAAACACGAUUUCCCCUAAGAUGGCAGUUAACGAAAAGGGGCAGACUAGUCUUUUCUAAGCAACCGGUUUGAUCUUCAUAAGUACUGAAUAAAAAUGGAGAAUUCUAUGCGACUGAGACAGUUAGAGUUGGUCCGCAUGGUUCUCGGCCGCAGUGUUUAAAGUUAACUAGACCCCUUAUCGAUGGCAUUUUAAGUGAUUUUGUUGGAUUUCACCUGAAUUUUGGCGCCCACCCUAAGGCGACAACGAGUUCCCCGACGACAGCCCAUAAAAGGAUUUCUAAGCCUCUUUUCCGACAGCCCUGUUGAUGGGCAGUGCAUCAGCGUGAAAAUCGUUCAACCCCUUGAGAUCAAUUCGUUUUAUUCUUACGAUUGUUUAGGCCUCAGAUUAUCUGUCCACUUUUCCGUCUUCUCUCCUGCUUCCAGUCGGCCUAUCCCCCAUCCCAUUACCUUCGACGGGUGCCACAACGUCGGAUACACCUCUUCACUGCACUCCAGUUGUUGCAAUUGGGUAUCCUCUGCGGCUGUGGAUUCGCGGAGAUCCCCUUCGUCAAGAUUGGUUUCCCUAUCCUCCUCUUUCUCCAACUCCUCGUCAGGUAGGCCUGAGUAGUGACUUCAAUGUCUGCCUUUAAAAUAAAAUCUGGUUAGAUGGUAGUUGGUAGCCCUCCCGGUACCGCACAAUCCCAGCUACCUGACUUACGGGACCGGUGCUAAUAGGGGCUGUACAGGUGGGGCAACUGAGUGGAGGCGUAAAUGGCGCUUGUAGGGAAUGCCUGGAAUUGACGAUCCUGAUAAAGUAGAAACCUAAUUUUAAUAAGGUGAAAAAUGCGAGGAAGGUGAACACUUCGGGUCUGACUGACGUAUGAGACGCCUUACUGAUGUAAUCUAAACCCAAGAGGUAGUAAGUGCGGGAUGUGGUAGGUGAAUUGCACCCAGUUCAAAACCCGCAAUUUCGAAGGCCCGGGGGUGCCGUAGUGCCUUUAACUGGAAGUGCAGGAAAGGAUCGCUAACUGGCCAUGGCGGUGUUUACAAGGCGUUACAGUUUUCAGCCAAAACCCUGCGACCAAAUACAACCGGGCUGUUCGUAAAGGCGGGGGGUGGAGGGCAACACUCUGUCCAUAUGACUGAUGUAGUGGAUGGAGUAUCGGUAGACACCCUAACUGAGCGUCGGUUGUCCUUUCGUACACGAUCGCACCGGACUCUACUGGAGGUCUGAAGUAAAAAGACCCAAGGAUGCAGGCAAACCGACGAAACGGAGACCCGCGCCAAUCCGCCUAGGAUAGUACCUAUGCAAUUAAUCUGAUGCAGGUAAUGCUGUGCGCACAUGCAAUUAGAAGCAUAAUGGGAAGCAUGAUGAAUCAUAAUCCGUUUAGGAUAAAUCUUUCGCCUUUUACUAAAGAUUUCCGUGUGGGGGUGCAAUACAAUGAGUCUAUAUAGACAGUCUUGCAGCGCCUCGUUCUCGGGGCGGUUAAAGUGAAGAAGAAAGUCAUCCUGACAGGGCCUCUGUGCGUGCACCCCCCAGACAUAUUGAGAACGUUAUCACAGAUACUGAAAUCGAGCCAGUAGGUACAAUUGUAGACUCAGUUGGCAGGGCUACCAACUACCAUCCUGCCCAAAAUCUAACCUGGAAUCCCAGUCAUUCCCGGAUACGAGGGGCUAUGCCCCAUCAGUAGACUCAAGUUUGCCUCAAGGUAUGCUUGGCCGACAGUGUUAAAACGAAACAAAGUAAUCUCAAAAUGGAGGCUCUGUUUCCUUAUAUGUUCAAAUAUUUUUAUUUCAAAUUGGACAUGAAGGUUGUUUUGCUCUUGUUGAUUCUAACGCACUCCGCAAGGAUUAAACACUACUUUUGGUCAUUACCUUGGUCUGUUUAUUUAGCAUUUCCUUCUAAAUAUGCUGAAGUGGGCGUCUCAGGUCGAGCAACCGAGACACCAGACAAAAUCGCUAGGAUGCUUCUAUUUACUGUUUGACUUUUCGGUCAAUUGGAUACACUGUGACGUGCAGAAUGUCUUAGUUCUCAUCGAAGCGUUUUUCCUGCGGCGAGAUACCGAACCUUUUGAUGACUUGCGAGAAGUCAUUUACCUACCCGUUACUGUUUCAAUAAUAAUAGCUUUAUUGCGCUGACUUUUAGUGGCACCCAAAUUUUUAUGGGCCACUUGCACAGGAGGUGGCGAUGGUAGCUUCCGGACGCCAGUUGGUGACUGCACGACCGCAUCCCACGCUUCUUGUCUGAACAUGAGCGUUUGUAGGUAGAAAGUUCUUGAGGAUGCCGCACUGGUUCUGUGACUAUAUUUCCUGAUAUCCGCUUACUCUCUCAGGUUGAUUCAUAAUGCCUGGUAGUAAGGUGGGCGGUCGGUAUGCCGACUAAACUAUUCGAAAUUUUAAGACGAGGCCUCAGACGUGGACUAUUAAAUUUGGGUGUUAAUAACACUGUAAUAGGGUCCUGGUUUCCUUGGGGAGCAAACCUGAGGUGACACUACAGUUUUGGACGUGAGCUACGGACUGCACCGAACUGGAUAAUAAUUCAAGGUCGUCCGCUGAUUGGUUUACAAGUGGGCCAUAGCGGACCCCAACAGAAAGCAGUCCCCACGGUCAUUUGUACAUUGGGAUGGGAUUUCGCAGUUUUGCCAACAAUGCAAUUGACUACUUGGCGUUCCAGUCAAGUCCCACUUUCUGAACUGGCUAGCCAGAGAGUUGUCUUCAAACUUAGACAGCCAAUACAAAUAUAUGCAACCAUAGCCAGCAGGUUCUGCACAACACGAAUAGCUUUAUCCGCUUUAAGCUUGAAGCCGAUUAUGACGAAGAAGAAAUUUUCCUUUCUAACGUACUUGCUGUCAGUCAUGAAACAUCUGCUAUGCAAUUUAGUCCGCUCGAAGCAGACUACAAUUCAUGGCUUUGUAAGUUACGUAUCGAUUCGUACUCAUUGAUACUGUAGUUCGCUUACCUGGUGACCAUUUCUGUCUCCAAAUUAAUGGACACUCCUUGCGACUGGCGCCUGUUGCAAGGCUGCAUUUUAAGAAAGACUAUUAACAGCGUAGCAGCAUCGUUCGCAUAAGCUCAACGGUGGUAUCCGCCCGCAAACGCAGUGUUUUGCAUUGAGUGGUGACUGAAGGUCACAGGGGGACGUCGCUUCCUCCCGCUUUGGCGCGAUUACUGUAGACCAUUUGGACGUUAAGGUUUUCUUUAGAGGCUCAGCCAGGGUCUAUUUGUAUAAUGUUGCAUCGUGCCUAAAAGUUAACUGAUUUUAAGAGGAAACAAAUCGUGGUUGAAUCGAUCCACUUUUAGGUUAUUUGACAUUUUCACGCAUGCCAAAAUCCCAAAGGCUGAAAAUUCUGCCUCUUCCUGAUAUGGUAGCAUUAAUUGGAUUGAAGAUUUUCUAGUGAUUCAAUGCUCUUGCAGUUUUUGUUUUGUACUUGGCUAUUCCUCAGUAGGUAGAAAUCAAAAGUUGGAAAAUAGAAAAAGACUUUCUAAUAUACCAGAACACUAGUUUUGUGCCUCUGUUAAUUCUCAAUGACGUUAACCAUUUGGUGUCUUGAUUUUCGUCAACCAUUAAAAAAACAGGCUGUUUUGUUUUUACGCCUUCUUCCGUACCUUUUUCUUCCCUUUUAGACACAAGUUGAUCCCUUGUGUAAUUGACAAAAAGUAUCUGGAGGCAAUGGAUAGGCCGAUAUAA